Messenger RNA from Haemonchus placei, 324 nucleotides. The record is from the annotation of a GenBank genome assembly. NCBI's taxonomy places the organism in Eukaryota, Metazoa, Nematoda, Chromadorea, Rhabditida, Trichostrongylidae.
AUGAAAAACCAUUGGGGGGAAUCGUUCGAGCAGAAAAGUACAAAUCAUCAUCUACCUGAUGAAAACCAGCAAGCUUCGGUAUAAUCGACAAUACAGCUCCGGAUGAUGUUCGACUUUUACGAAGCUUUACCGAAUCGGCUGACAAUGGAUGUCCAGAUGGUCCAAUUACUCUGACACCAAGUUCUUCUACUCGUACCUCAGCUCCAUCAGCAAAUGCCAAAUCGAGGUUCACCCAAAUGUUCUCCAUGCGGAUCAGCAAGAUCUUCGGCUCCAACCAGAGAUCCAACACCUAUUUCAGAUGCUGCAUCGAGGGCUGUAAAAUGA